UUGACUGUUAGAGGUUUGGCUUUUACUAAACAGUAAAAAGUGCAGAAAGGGAAGAGAAACUCCUAAUUCUCUCCAGCCAUCGAUAAAACACAGUCUUCAACACAUGAGUGUAGAGCUGUGUGAAGAGAGCAGCAGUGCUUACUGAAGCUUAAAUCAUACUGGAAUUAACAUGGACCUGAGGACCAGGAUGCUGAGACCUCACCUCACUUUAAUGCUGGUAGUCAUUAUACUUGGACAUUCCUGGUUGGCUGAUGGCGUGAACAUAAGACUUGUCAAUGGAAAUAGUUUCUGCUCUGGUAGAGUGGAGGUUUAUUAUAAUGGCGAGUGGGGAACAGUGUGUGAUGAUGACUGGGACAUUAAUGAUGCUGCAGUGGUGUGCAGACAGAUAGGAUGUGGCAGAGCUCUCAGUGCCCACGACGGUUGGCGUUUUGGUCAAGGAAGUGACCCGAUACAUUUAGAUAAUGUUGGUUGUUUUGGAUUUGAAAGCUCCAUCACAGACUGCCAUCAUAAUGGAUUUGGCACGCAUAACUGUGGUCAUGGUGAAGAUGCUGGGGUUACUUGUACAGAUGUCCUGCCGAGCCCCACACUCACCCUGAUCUCAUCACACUCCACUGUCUCACCUGGGGAGUCUGUUCAGUUCAAAUGUACUUUAAUCCAGCCAAACUACAAGUAUUUAUACUUCCAUUUAUAUAAAAAUGGAUUAUUAAUAAAAAUCCAAACAGCUAUGUCUUCAGCAACAUUUACAUUGACUGUGGAUGCCUCAGAUCAGGACCAGUACAGCUGUGACUAUUCAUACAAAAGCAUCUCCACCACCUCAUCCAGGAGCAGCACUGUUGGCAUCACUAUCGUGUCUCUACCCACUCCACGCAUCUCUCUCAGUACCAACAAAAAGGUCACAUGGGGAGAGAGAGUUGACAUCACCUGCUUUCUAAACACUCAGUACACAGGAGGAACCUUCAAUCUAAAAACAGGUUCUGGGUCUGUUAUUCAGACAAAGAGUGGAACCUCUGUCACCUUCAGUUUUCCCAAAGUAGACUUUGCUCAUGAAGGUUCUUACUACUGCCAGUACCAGACACAAGUCUCCAGUCGAGAUUUCAGCUCUCCACGGAGCAGCUUUGUUGAUUUUACUGUCAUAGGUAAGACAAACCAGUUACAAUUUUUUGCUGUCAAAUCUCUUUGGGUUGGUUUCCCAAAGUGUAAUCCAGCUGGAUAUGUAUGUCCUUCAGGCUAAAUGAUAAGCAUUUGUUUGAAAUAGUGUUAACUAAAAUUGAACCCUCAGGGUUCGAAGAAUGUGCACAAAAAAUGCACGUUUCACAGUGUUUCCAUUAUUAUCUUUGUGACCAUAGAGCACAACUGCAUAUCUUACAAUAUGAGGUUAUAGAAAAUAGGUCGACAUGGAUUCAGAUCUCCUGAAAAAGACUCAUCUUUGACUCAGAUUUGGCUCUCUUCAAAUGGACCCAGAGCUCCUUAAAUGGACUCGACUCCCUUAAACAGACCCAGCUCACCCCUGACUUUGCUGUUGGAGACAGACUUGGCUUUCUCACAGAUGAUCCCAGCCUGCUCUCUUGUAAAAUGACUUAACGCCUUCUCUUACAAAUGAGCUCAAAUCAAUUUUUUUGCACCCAUUCUCAGUCCCACCAAAGAGAUAUCAUGGGGAGAAAGGGUCAACAUCACCUGCUCUGUAAAAACUCAGUUCACAGAAGG
Astyanax mexicanus (Mexican tetra) is the source of this 1704-nucleotide messenger RNA. RefSeq names its product deleted in malignant brain tumors 1 protein-like. Lineage: Eukaryota; Metazoa; Chordata; Actinopteri; Characiformes; Acestrorhamphidae. Bases 170 to 1231 code for a protein of 353 amino acids. The record is from RefSeq and is a predicted model, not a curated record. Gene Ontology annotation, cellular component: membrane. The transcript is spliced from 5 exons.